This is a messenger RNA of Kazachstania africana CBS 2517, 549 nucleotides long. RefSeq names its product polyphosphatase DDP1 (gene DDP1). The record is from RefSeq and is a predicted model, not a curated record. Lineage: Eukaryota; Fungi; Ascomycota; Saccharomycetes; Saccharomycetales; Saccharomycetaceae. Gene Ontology annotation, cellular component: nucleus; cytoplasm. The transcript has a single exon. Gene Ontology annotation, molecular function: diphosphoinositol-polyphosphate diphosphatase activity; bis(5'-adenosyl)-pentaphosphatase activity; bis(5'-adenosyl)-hexaphosphatase activity. Gene Ontology annotation, biological process: diadenosine pentaphosphate catabolic process; adenosine 5'-(hexahydrogen pentaphosphate) catabolic process; diadenosine hexaphosphate catabolic process. Bases 1 to 549 code for a protein of 182 amino acids.
AUGGUUUCGAUGUCUGAAUCGUCUUUGUUUCAACGUUGUGACAUGCCUCGUGUAGGGAGAGAAAACCAGCUGUAUUCUGCCAGGACGGGAGCCAGAAUCGUUGCCGGAUGUGUGUGUUUAAACAGGGAUAAAGAUUUGGUUUUAAUGGUAAGCUCUUCAGCAGAUCAAAACAAGUGGAUUUUGCCGAAGGGAGGGGUAGAACUUGAUGAAAUUGACAAUUUUCAAUCGGCUGCCCUGAGAGAGACUUGGGAAGAAGCUGGUUGUCUCGGUAGGAUUGUUAAGAGUCUUGGUAUCGUUGAAGAUAUGAGACCACCUAAGAAUUGGGGUCCUAAGUUACCAGCUGUCUCGGGCGAGGUCAUUAAGAAUCCUCCAAGGACAGAGUUUCAUAUUUUUGAACUGGAAAUUGAACAGUUACCUGAAAUUUAUCCUGAAUCUAAGAAAAGGGUGAGAAGGCUUUUCAGUUAUGCUGAUGCUAGAACAAAUCUAUUGAAUGCCAAAAGACCAGAGUUAUUGGAAGCAUUGAAUAGAUCAAGUAUCUCCAAAAAAUGA